AUGGCUAGCAUCCAGCUCCCGCUUGAGGCGUUUACCUCGCGCCUGAACCUCUCCGAGAGGCUCAAUGGCAUUCGCUCCCAAUCCAUGUCCAGUCGCUUUGCCAACCUUCGCCCCGUCUCUGAGUUCCUGGAUAUCAAGCGAGUCUCCAAGCCGGCCAACUUUUCUGAAUUCCAGAGCCGCGCCAGCUACAAUCUCUCUUACUUCUCCAGCAACUACGUUGUUGUUUUCAUCGUCCUCAGCAUCUACAGUCUGCUCACUAACCUGGCCCUUCUUUUUGUCAUCCUCCUGGUCCUUGGAGGCUCGUAUGGUAUCGGUAAACUAGAGGGCCGGGACCUAGACGUUGGUAUUUUCCGGGCCACCACCAGCCAGCUCUACACUGCCCUUCUGGUUGUUGCACUUCCGCUGGGUCUCUGGGCGUCACCAUUGUCUACUGCUUUGUGGCUUACCUGCGCCACCGGCGUGUGUGUUAUCGGACAUGCUGCGCUGAUGGACAAACCUAUCGAGAAUGCUUUUUCAGGGGAGGCGGUCUAG
Molecule: messenger RNA, 531 nt
Organism: Nannizzia gypsea CBS 118893
Lineage: Eukaryota; Fungi; Ascomycota; Eurotiomycetes; Onygenales; Arthrodermataceae
Exons: 1
Coding region: 1-531 (176 amino acids)
Cellular component (GO): Golgi apparatus
Source: RefSeq, a predicted model, not a curated record